Molecule: messenger RNA, 630 nt
Organism: Meloidogyne enterolobii
Lineage: Eukaryota; Metazoa; Nematoda; Chromadorea; Rhabditida; Meloidogynidae
Source: the annotation of a GenBank genome assembly
AUGGCCGAAAGGGGAUUUAAAAACAUGACUCAAUUAGAGAAUUAUUACUUUAGCCGUCUUCAAGCAAUUGUUAAAGAAGUUUUUGGGACACAAGUUGGUGGACGGAAAAUGAUUUUUUGGCAAGAAGUUUUUGAUAAUAAUAAACCUGAUGUUAGUGCUAUUGUUCACAAUUGGUAUUCACAAAAUGAUCAGGCACGUGCUCGAGAUAUUAAAAGAGCUGUUCAACAAGGCUUUCAAGUAAUUGUUUCUUCUUGUUGGUAUUUAAAUUUAAUAAAUUAUGGCGCUGAUUGGCGUGCUCUUUCACCUAAAGGAUUGGGAAGAUAUUAUUAUUGUGAUCCUCGCAAUUUUCCCGGUACUUAUGAACAAAAACAGCUAGUUAUUGGAGGGAUAGCUACAAUGUGGGGUGAAUAUAUUGAUGGAACUAAUUUGGAAUCAACAUUGUGGCCUAGAGCUUCGGCUGUGGCUGAAAGGCUUUGGAGUCCACCAGAAAAAACAAAAAGUGCCGAUGAAGCAUGGCCUCGAUUACAAGAACAUCGCUGCAGAAUGAUUUCACGAGGUUAUAGAGCUGAGCCAGUAAAUGGACCUGACUAUUGUGGUGCGGAAUUUAAAGAAAGUCCAGAAAUGUUUUGA